ACACGAGGCAGUGAGGUAUUGAGGCUCGAUUUCGGUCUCAUUUUCAGAACAUAACGUGACAUACGGAUCUUUUAUCCGUAUUACAUUUUAUAAUUUACGCGUGUCGCUUUGUUCUUAAACGUAUUAAACAUCUCUAUACCACAAGAUGGGUAGAGAGGACAAAGCAACUUGGAAAGCUAACUACUUUGUGAAGUUGGUGAAUUUACUUGACGAGUUCCCAAAAUGUUUUAUUGUGGGAGCCGACAAUGUGGGUUCAAAACAAAUGCAACAAAUCCGUAUCAGUCUUCGUGGAAAUGCUGUCGUAUUGAUGGGCAAGAAUACAAUGAUGAGGAAAGCGAUAAAAGGUCAUAUCGACAGAAAUCAAUCUCUUGAAAAGAUUAUGCCUCACAUUAGAGGAAAUGUUGGAUUUGUUUUCACUCGUAGUGAUUUGGUUGAGAUCCGAGAUAAGCUUUUGGAAAAUAAAGUCCGUGCUCCAGCUCGUCCUGGUGCUAUUGCUCCUUGUCCUGUUGUUAUUCCUGCUCAAAACACUGGGCUGGGACCGGAAAAAACUUCUUUCUUCCAGGCUUUGUCUAUUCCAACUAAAAUCUCUAAGGGAACAAUUGAAAUCAUCAAUGAUGUGCAUAUUUUAAAAGAGGGUGACAAAGUAGGAGCUUCUGAGGCGACAUUAUUGAACAUGUUGAAUAUUUCUCCAUUUUCAUAUGGUUUAGCUGUACAAAUGGUAUAUGAUUCUGGAACUAUAUUUGAGCCCGAAAUUUUGGAUAUUAAGCCAGAAGAUUUAUUGAAAACUUUCUUAAUAGGAGUUUCUCAAGUAACAGCUGCUUGCCUUGCAAUCAGUUAUCCAACUAUUAUUUCUGCUCCUCACAUGUUGAUCAAUGGUUUCAAGAACUUGGUUGCAGUUGCUGCUGAAACUGAAAUUGAAUUCAAAGAAGCUACGACAUUCAAGGAAUAUCUUAAAGAUCCAUCCAAGUUUGCUGUUGCUGUUGCUGCUCCUGUAGAAAGUGCAGCUCCAGCUGAAGCUAAGAAAGAAGAAAAGGUAGAAAGUGAAGAAGAAGAAGAUGAUGAUAUGGGUUUCGGUCUAUUUGACUAACUUGUUCAUUUUAUUACUUUCAACUGAAAUAAAAACUAUUUUAAAACUA
This is a messenger RNA of Melanaphis sacchari, 1136 nucleotides long. It is a transcript of the gene RpLP0, whose product is annotated as 60S acidic ribosomal protein P0. The transcript is spliced from 7 exons. Gene Ontology annotation, cellular component: cytosolic large ribosomal subunit. Lineage: Eukaryota; Metazoa; Arthropoda; Insecta; Hemiptera; Aphididae. The record is from RefSeq and is a predicted model, not a curated record. Gene Ontology annotation, biological process: ribosome biogenesis; cytoplasmic translation; ribosomal large subunit assembly. Gene Ontology annotation, molecular function: large ribosomal subunit rRNA binding; structural constituent of ribosome. The coding region runs from base 146 to 1087 and encodes 313 amino acids.